This is a messenger RNA of Aspergillus aculeatinus CBS 121060, 371 nucleotides long. RefSeq lists its product as uncharacterized. The annotation marks the transcript as partial. The record is from RefSeq and is a predicted model, not a curated record. Lineage: Eukaryota; Fungi; Ascomycota; Eurotiomycetes; Eurotiales; Aspergillaceae. The transcript is spliced from 3 exons.
GUCGGUCUCUUCCUCUCUCUUUGCUAGUUUCUUCUGAGCGCCGUCGCAUCUUUCGCUUUAGUGAACUGGACACCUCCUCUGCUCGGCACAUAGGAGCUUUUGCCCCCCCCACCGUUGAAUUUCCCCUGUCAGAUCAUCCAGCAGCCAUGUCUGCGCCAGGCGGGGCCCCGAGCCCAGCUCCCCGAAGUGGAAGUAUGGGGCCCGGUCCAGGUGGGAUGUCGAUGCCUCCUCAACAACCCAUGACCAACACCGGCCCUGUGACGCCUGGCCCCCCUGCUCCGCCGCCGCCACCGCCGGGGGGUCCAAUGUCGCAGCAAAAUCUCAAUCAAAUAUAUCAUUGACUAUUUGGCCAAGAAAGGCUAUAGUCGCAC